AACAAAAGCAGAAAAAGAAAAAAAAUCACAUUUGUGAAUGUUGGCCUGCUGUAUAUGCAAGCUGUUACCAUGAAUUGUAGAUCAAUUUUAGAAGAUGAAUAUUUUAAAAGCUAUACAUUGUAUCGGCAUGUUUAGAAAAUCAGGAUGAUGGCAUGUUGGACACAUGCGUCCUAUGCCCCUCAGAGUGGCGAGGGCGAGACAGACCAACCGGAUGCAUGCCUUGUCUGUCUCGUAAAGCAGAUCUCCAAGCAAAACAGGGAAAGCCUCACUUAGGCCUAACAAUACAAGUUGUUGUUUUUACUUGGACUAUUAGUGAGGUCUUAUUUGAUUGAUACAAUGCUUUUUACAUUCCAUUAAGUAUUCUAUGAAUAACACAAUUAUUUUUUAAAUGUACAAUAUUCUUAGAAGAGAAUCACUGUUACCAUGCAUUAGUCUUUAAGCUAAUAGCAUGUUGUGCCUUAUCUGGGCUAGGAGUGAGCCGCGAACCCACCCCUCAUUGCUCAGGCACAAACGAGUGAAAUGCGGAAGAAAUUUGUAAUUAUUCGGUGGUUUCAUCAAAGGCAAAUUGGGCUGGUGUAUGUAGUCAAUACCAUAGAAGCCCAUCCCGACCUCUCUCUGACCUCGCCUCUCCACCGGUCCCCUGUCACUUUAAAAUGUACUGCGGGAGCGUCGCUCAACUUCCGACUGCGGACAGGCAAGAUAGCCCGUUUUGCAUUGCUCUCUAUGGAUGGGCGAGCAAGAUCCUCUUUAAGAGACAGUCCGUGAAACAGAAACACACUUCACACAGUACGGGACGCGCAAGUAGGUGGGCGAUCUUUCCAUCUCACUAUCACGCGCCGGGGGGAAGAGAGAAAGGAAAAGUUGAAUUUUCGCUCGCUCCGCCGCACUGACACCUGGGAACAGUGGAGGUUCAGAAUGAGAGGAGCGGACGAGACCGGCUCGCGCUGACGGGCUCAACUUGGACCAAGUUAAUGUGCCUAGGGAUUAUGCCGGUGUCUACAUGACAAUAAGUGUGUGAGAGAGAAGAGAAAACGUCUUGCGCGUCGGAGAAAGGGAACAUCCACUGUAAAAUCCCAUGGCGUUUUCAAGAACACAGGACAUUACACCAAUGGAGCAAAACUAAAAGAGCGAUACAUUUUCCAUUUUUUGUGUGGUUAUUUCCAAAACAAGACAUUGCAGUUUUAAUCAAACGUUUUUUUCCCUUUAUUUCUGCACACCCCGUAUUUGCAGAUAUUUUAUUGUUGCACCAAGGGUGCAAAGGAUUUACAACGAUCUUGGACGGGUCGGGCCAUGUAAAGUUCUGUGUGGAUGCCAGCGAGCCUGAUAUCGGGAGCUGGCUGAAGCACAUCCAGUUUGCCCCCACGGCCCUCCAGCACAACCUGACGCCGUGCCAGAUAGAUGAUCAGAUCUUCUACAGAGUGACUCAAGAGAUCCAACCAGGCGAGGAGCUGCUUUUGUUCAUGAAGGCAGAGCAGUAUUCAUGUGACACCAUGGCUCCUGAUAUGCACGAGGAGAGACAGUAUCGCUGUGAGGAUUGUGACCAGCUCUUUGAGUCUGUCUCUGAGCUACUGGACCACCAGAAGGUUCCAUGUGGGACGCCCCCCUCAGCCUUCCUGGGGAACCCUGGAGGGGACAGUAGUGACCCGGAGGGCCCCGAGGGCCUGGAGCCCCACGAUCUGCACCUGUCCCACAGCCUCAGCCACCACGACCACAACGGUCCCCAGGAGUGUAAAGAGUGUGACCAGGUGUUCCCUGACCUCCAGAGCCUGGAAGCUCACUCUCUGUCUCACUCAGAGGAGAGGGAUUACAAGUGUGACCAGUGCCCCAAGGCCUUCAACUGGAAAUCCAACCUGAUUCGUCAUCAGAUGUCACAUGACAGUGGCAAGCACUACGAAUGUGAAAACUGCACAAAGGUACAGUCAUGUACCUGCUCAAAGCAGGUGUUCACAGACCCCAGUAACCUGCAGAGGCACAUCCGCUCGCAGCACGUGGGGGCGCGGGCUCACGCCUGUCCCGAUUGCGGGAAGACCUUUGCCACGUCCUCUGGCCUGAAGCAGCACAAGCACAUCCACAGCAGUGUCAAGCCCUUCAUAUGUAAGUCACUCAGACCCUUCAUAUGCGAGGUGUGCCACAAGUCCUACACGCAGUUCUCCAACCUGUGCCGCCACAAGCGCAUGCACGCCGACUGCCGCACCCAGAUCAAGUGUAAGGACUGUGGCCAGAUGUUCAGCACCACCUCCUCCCUCAACAAGCACCGGCGCUUCUGUGAGGGCAAAAACCAUUUCACGGCAGGGGGGUUGUUCGCCCAUGCCCAAGGCAUGUCCCUCCCCGGUGUCCCUGGUGCCAUGGACAAGGCCGCUAUGGGAGGGAUGGGGCACAGCAGCGCCAGCCUGGCAGACUACUUUGGGAACCGGCACCACAGCGGCCUGACAUUUCCGACCGCCCCUGGCUUCCCCUUCAGCUUCCCGGGUCUGUUCUCAUCUGGACUGUACCACCGACCCCCUCUCAUACAGGCCACCUCCCCAGUCAGACGGCCCCUAGGUCCCAGUACGGAGCACAUCAAGAGCCCCCUCCUGUCGCCUAGCCCCGGAGCCCAAGAGGCCAGAGAACUGCUCAAGACCCUCCGCAAGGAGGCAUUGCCCAGUAGCGAGCAGCCACAGGGGACAGAGCAGCGACAGUCCCAUGGCUCCUCCUCCAAGCAGAGGCACAGCGGCGGCAAGAUGAGCAGCCAAUCGGAGAGCAGCGAUCUGGAUGACGUAAGCACUCCCAGUGGGAGCGACCUAGAUACCACAUCAGGCUCGGAGCUGGAGAGCGACAUGGAAAGCGAAGGCCAGCGGGAGAGGGCACCCCGGGAGAACGGGAAAGGGCCCAAAAGGAAGGCGGGCAGAGGCCCCCAGAGCCCCACCACCCUGAUCAGUAACCACACUAAGGAGUUCCAAGGUAGCCCCGCCUUGUUCCCUCCCUCGCUGGACGAGCACACGGCUGUCUCAGGGGCGGUCAAUGACUCCAUCAAGGCCAUCGCCUCCAUCGCUGAGAGGUACUUUGGCUCCACGGGGCUGGCGGGCCUGCAGGACAAGAAGGUAGGCGCCCUGCCCUACCCCUCCAUGUUCCCCCUGCCUUUCUUCCCAAACUUCUCUCCGCCCGUCUACCCCUUCCCAGAGAGAGAGCUCAGACCUCCUGGCCUAAAGGGGGAGCCCCAGUCCCCACCUGACGAACCCUCUAAGAAGCGCCAGAGCAGGACCUCUGAGUCGCCCUUUGACCUUACCACCAAGCGCAAGCAGGAGGAGAAGGUCCUCGCCCCCUUCGUCCCAGUCUCCAAAUCCAAACCGGAGGCCUCCUCACGUUCCACCAAUCAGGACCAGCCGCUGGAUCUGAGCAUGGGCGGCACUAGGAACCGCAGCAGUAGCCACGCCCCCCGGGGGGAGGAAUCAAAGAAGAUCCACGUGUUUGGAGAAGACCAGGCAGGGAUGGAGCUACCUAAAGCCGACACCUCUCUGCAGCACGCCAGGCCCACCCCCUUGUUCAUGGACCCCAUCUACAGCAGGGUUGAGAAGAGGAAGAUGAACGAUCCGUUUGAGGCUCUGAAAGACAAGUACAUGCGGCCCGCCCCCGGCUUCCUCUUCCAUCCACAGUUUCGUAUGCCAGUUCAGAGAUCCUGGAUGUCGGCCAUUGAGAACAUGGCGGAGAAGCUUGAGACGUUUGGUUCGCUUAACCCGGAGUCAGGUGACUUGAUGCGCUCCGUCCCCUCCAUGUUUGACUUCCGAGCUCCGCCCACUGCCCUCCCCGAGACGCUACUGCGGAAGGGCAAGGAGCGCUACACCUGCAGAUACUGCGGUAAACUAUUCCCACGGUCUGCCAACCUGACCCGCCACCUAAGGACACACACAGGAGAGCAACCGUACAGGUGUAAGUACUGCGACCGCUCGUUCAGCAUCUCCUCCAAUCUGCAGCGCCACAUCCGCAACAUCCACAACAAGGAGAAGCCCUUCAAGUGUCACCUGUGUGACCGCUGCUUCGGCCAGCAGACCAACCUGGACCGUCACCUCAAGAAGCACGAGAACGGUAACCUCUCAGGAACGGCUGCGUCCUCCCCUCGGUCAGAGCUGGACAGCAGCAGCGCCAUCCUGGAUGACAAAGAGGACUCCUACUUCAACGAAAUACGAAACUUUAUCGGCAACACAGGCCAGAACCAGCCGUCCCCUGACCAUUCUGAGGAAGGAUUGAACGGUGGUCCUUUCGAGGAGGAGAAGCCCCUGGUGGCCAGCCAUGGGUCACGUGACCUGGAGGAGGAGGGGGAGGAGCUUGGCGCCGAGGAGGAGGAAGGGGAGCAGAGCAACAACGCUGACGGGAAACCUAGGGACGAAGCUCACCCCGGCAACCUAGAUGGUGACACCCUACACAACGAAAUAGAACUUGACGGCCCUAGCGAUUUGGAGCCCAACUGCAAGACUUCCCCAAGGAGGUAUGAGGAGGAAGAGGAUCAGAGUAGCUACUCUGCGCUAGAUCACAUCCGUCACUUCUCUGACAUGCAUAAGAUGGAGGACAGUGAGUUCAGCGACGGGGACAGCACCUCCUUUGGCUCCCCCAGCCUGCCUGAGGCUGUCAAACAGCCCCUGUACAGGAAAUCCAAGUCCCAGGCGUACGCCAUGAUGCUGUCUCUGGCUGACAAGGACGCACUCCACCCAGCCAACCACACACCAGCCACCAUGUGGCACAGCCUGGCGCGGGCCGCUGCUGAGUCCAGUGCCAUCCAGUCCCUCAGCCAUGUAUGAUGCCGCGAUCCCUGACCCCUAACCCCCCCGACCCCGACCUAUCGCACUGAGAGGCCUUGGGGUCCGUCAGCGGGGCCCCUGGCCCUUGGCCCGUCACAGACUGCUGAGCAGAACCACGGCCCAUCUGACUGCUGAGCAGAAUGCCUUACACACGUGCAGGGUCACCGUCCACAGAGAACCGCCCAGCCCAGCCCUCCAAGAGAUCCAACAAACAUCCCUUCUGUGACCUUAAAUUGAGUCAGUAUGUUUAAUAUCAACGACAAUGAUGAUGAUAGUGAUUAUUGACUAUGGUGAUGAAAAUAACAAUGGUAAGUAAUAAUAGCUGUAUUUAUUCUGUUGAGUUCUUAUGUUUUGCACAGCAGCGGCAGCUGGUAGGAGGGAUGAUGGUUUUGUUAGAUGUUACAUUGCUAGAGCAUUUCAUGUGUCCACUCAGCUGAGAAUAGUCUUCCUCAGUGUGAAGUCGGUUGUAUUUAGAGAACCCAUUCGGGACCGCGGUCCAACCACGGUUGGAUAUCUGUACAGAGUACAGACCCUACCUAGCCCCACAUAGCCCUACCUAAUCUUACCAGGCCACACCUAAGCAUCCCUAGCUCCACCUAGAACCUCAUAAUCCUACCUAGACCUACCAUGCCAGCUACCUAACCCCACAUGGCCACUCCUAGUAUACCUGGCCACUCCUAGCAUACCUGGCCACUCCUAGCAUACCUGCCCACUCCUAGCAUACCUGGCCACUCCUAGCAUACCUGGCCACUCCUAGCAUACCUGGCCACUCCUAGCAUAUCUGCCCACUCCUAGCAUACCUGGCCACUCCUAGCAUACCUGGCCACUCCUAGCAUACCUGCCCACUCCUAGCAUACCAGGCCACUCCUAGCAUACCUGGCCACUCCUAGCAUAUCUGCCCACUCCUAGCAUACCUGGCCACUCCUAGCAUACCUGCCCACUCCUAGCAUACCUGGCCACUCCUAGCAUACCUGGCCACUCCUAGCCUUCCCAGCACCACAGCUUCAGACCUUCUCAGCUGAAUUGGAGUAUCAGUGAAAUACGUUAUGAGAAUGAUUCCCUUUAACCCCUGGAUAUAAACAGGUGUUUUCCCAUCAACAUGUACUUAUAUAAAUGCUAGGAUACUUGGAAGGGUGGUGCUGAGUAAAAACUCGGGUCCAAAUGAACUUCACCUCUCCAAGAACGAUGGUGCUACAAACACAUUAUGACAAGAUUGUUGAUGAACGAAGAUCAAAAUAAAAAUUGAAAACGGAGAAAAAUCGGACUGGUUUCACAACCCAAGAAAGAGUUUGCAUAGCUGCGUGUGUCUGCACAAUCACAGAACUGUACACGAGUGUCUGCAAACUGCGGCUCUGAAGCUGGACUUGGUCCCACCCUGCUGUACUCUCUGUGAAAGGAUCUAAAUAGUUUGUCAUUUUAGUUGAAGUAAAAAAGAAACCACAAAUUUUUUUCUUUUUACUCUGAAAAAGUAGCAAGUGCUGAAUUAUAAUUGUUAAACAGUAAUAAGGGCAUCUCUCCUCCUUCCCGAGACCCCAAACUCAUCGUAGUCGGCCAACGAUACCACUAAUUAGCCUAAAUGCUAGUUGUUAGCUACCCCCUUCCUUGUGUGUCUUUCAUUUUUUAGACAAUCAUGUUUUCUUGUGUUGUUUUUUUCUACAUUUUUAUUGUUGUUGAUGUUGAUGUUAUUGCUGUUGUAUGUUGAGAAUUGUAUUUAUUUCUUGGCAAACUGUAGUUUGUUUACUGAAUAGCACUGCUCUUACCCAUAGCGAAGGGGAGAUUCCUCGCUGGGGCCUACUCCAGAACUCAAUGGGGUUUGUAGAUGACGUUUGAGUGCCGGAUAGUAUUAAACAUACCAUUCACUCUUUAUUCUUCUAUUGAAACUGGUUGAUGAUGAAUAGAUAUUACUUCGGGUUUUUUUGUACGACAAUUUAUUGAUUCAAAUGUCAAUGUAAAAAAACAAACAUUAUAAAGACAUGAACAAAUAAAAAGAUGCCAGGUAUCAUUUCUUCAUAAUCGCAUGAUUGGUCUUCAUAGAUCUGUAUCUGGCAGUUUUCUACGGUGGUCUGCAAGCUUGUGUGACGUUCAGUCCAUGUUAAUCCCUUGUGCCAAACCUAUAAUAAAUAACAGAUUAUAUUCAUUUAUCCUCCCAUUUUGAGGGACCAGAUUGUUUGUUUUUUGUCGUUGUUGUUUUUGUUUAUAAUCCAUUUGAAAAAGUAAUCAGCAAGUUGAGGUACUUUGCUUUAAUGCUUUCUACAAUGUAACUGUAAUGCAAUUGAAUUCAAUACUGUGGGAGGAUCAACUAAGAAAUAAAGGACUACAAUGUGGA
Molecule: messenger RNA, 7098 nt
Organism: Oncorhynchus tshawytscha (Chinook salmon)
Lineage: Eukaryota; Metazoa; Chordata; Actinopteri; Salmoniformes; Salmonidae
Product: histone-lysine N-methyltransferase MECOM
Exons: 16
Coding region: 1461-4772 (1103 amino acids)
Biological process (GO): regulation of transcription by RNA polymerase II
Cellular component (GO): nucleus
Molecular function (GO): protein binding; DNA-binding transcription factor activity, RNA polymerase II-specific; RNA polymerase II cis-regulatory region sequence-specific DNA binding
Source: RefSeq, a predicted model, not a curated record